AAUUAUUUGACUUCAUUAUUUGGCUUUCAAUUAAGUUAACCAUAUGAAAAUUGUACAGAAAUUAGCCUGUGAACUAUAACGCAGUGACUUAAAUAAUUUGAUCAAAACGUCACAGAUGAUACUCAGUUUUUCUCUCAAAGGCAGGACGGCAACACCACAGGUGAAAAGCAACCUAAAGAACAAGACACAGGAGGAAAGGGAAGAUGAAAGACCGACUUCAAGAACUAAAGCAACGAACAAAGGAGGUAGAACUCUCUAGAGACAGGCAUGUGUCGACUACAGAAGCAAAGGAGCAAGGGGUGUUUCUGCAGCAAGCUGUUAUUUAUGAAAGAGAGCCUGUAGCUGAGAGACACCUACGUGAGAUCCAAAAACUACAGGAGAGUAUUAACAGUUUUACAAACGAUGUUCAAAAAUUUGGGCAGCAACAGAAAAGUCUUGUGGCUUCAAUGAGAAGGUUUAGUCUGCUUAAGAGAGAGUCUAGCAUUACAAAGGAGAUAAAAAUCCAAGCUGAACACAUUAACAGAGGUUUGGAUGAGUUAGUAAAAGAAGUUAAAAAGUCAGAGACUGAAAACGGUCCAUCAGCAGUGGUCACAAGGAUACUGAAAUCUCAGCACGCUGCGAUGUUCCGCCAUUUUCAGCAAACCAUGUUUGUAUACAACGACACUGUAGCAGCAAAGCAAGAGAAGUGCAAGACGUUUAUUUUUCGUCAGCUCGAAGUGGCUGGAAAAGAAGUGCCUGAAGAAGAAGUAAACGCUAUGCUUUAUCAAGGAAAAUGGGAAGUGUUUAAUGAAAGCUUACUUACAGAAAUUAACAUCACUAAAGCACAACUGUCAGAGAUAGAACAGAGACACAAGGAGCUUGUCAGUUUGGAGAACCAAAUAAAGGAUCUAAGGGACCUUUUCAUUCAGAUAUCUCUUUUAGUAGAGGAACAAGGAGAAAGCAUCAACAAUAUUGAAAUGACAGUGAACAGUACAAAAGAAUAUGUUAACACUACUAAAGAGAAAUUUGGACGAGCGGUAAGAUACAAAAAAAGAAAUCCUUGCAGGGUAUUGUGUUGUUGGUGUUGUCCAUGCUGUGGCUCAAAAUAA
This is a messenger RNA of Diceros bicornis minor, 1088 nucleotides long. RefSeq names its product syntaxin 19 (gene STX19). Gene Ontology annotation, cellular component: synaptic vesicle; presynaptic active zone membrane; plasma membrane. The transcript is spliced from 2 exons. The coding region runs from base 204 to 1088 and encodes 294 amino acids. Gene Ontology annotation, biological process: intracellular protein transport; synaptic vesicle fusion to presynaptic active zone membrane; exocytosis. NCBI's taxonomy places the organism in Eukaryota, Metazoa, Chordata, Mammalia, Perissodactyla, Rhinocerotidae. Gene Ontology annotation, molecular function: SNARE binding; SNAP receptor activity. The record is from RefSeq and is a predicted model, not a curated record.